This is a messenger RNA of Elephantulus edwardii (Cape elephant shrew), 2316 nucleotides long. RefSeq names its product YTH domain containing 1 (gene YTHDC1). Gene Ontology annotation, cellular component: nucleoplasm. The transcript has 16 exons. Gene Ontology annotation, biological process: mRNA splicing, via spliceosome; regulation of alternative mRNA splicing, via spliceosome. Gene Ontology annotation, molecular function: mRNA binding; N6-methyladenosine-containing RNA reader activity. Bases 364 to 2316 code for a protein of 650 amino acids. The record is from RefSeq and is a predicted model, not a curated record. NCBI's taxonomy places the organism in Eukaryota, Metazoa, Chordata, Mammalia, Macroscelidea, Macroscelididae.
GUAAACAGCGCAGGGCACUUCGGGAGCGGGAUUGUUUCACGCAGGAAGCAGUCUCCAUUUUAGCGCCGCCCGCCGUCGCCAUCUGUUUCCCUUCCCUCCCAUUUUUCCCUGUCCUGUCCCCAAGGCGCUACGUGAAGGCUGGGUCUAGGCCGCAGGAGCUUGAAGUGAGAGAAGGGGAAAAGGGAGAAGGAGAAGAAGGGAGAUAAGGGGUGAAUCGCGAAGGGUGAGUGGUAGAGGCCGAGGUGUGAAUCGCUCAGGCCCGCGGACGGACUGACGGACGGGCUCGUGCUCCUGUUGCCGCGGCUGCGGCGCCCGCGCGAGUCCCGUCGAAGCGGCAGCGGCAGCGGAAACGGGAGGAGAGCAAUGGCGGCCGACAGCCGAGAGGAGAAAGAUGGAGAACUUAAUGUUCUCGAUGAUAUUUUGACUGAAGUACCAGAACAGGAUGAUGAACUGUAUAACCCAGAAAGUGAACAAGAUAAAAACGAGAAAAAGGGAUCAAAGAGAAAAAGUGACCGAAUGGAAUCGACUGAUACCAAGCGACAAAAGCCUUCUGUUCAUUCAAGACAAUUACUUUCAAAGCCACUGAGCUCAUCUGUUAGUAAUAACAAAAGAAUAGUUAGUACAAAAGGAAAGUCUGUGGCAGAGUACAAAAAUGAGGAAUAUCAAAGAUCUGAAAGAAAUAAGCGUCUAGAUGCUGAUCGCAAGAUCCGCUUAUCAAGCAGUGCAUCCAGAGAAACUUACAAGAGUCAAACAGAAAAGACUUGUCUUCGGAAAAGGGAUCCUGAAAGGAGGGCCAAAUCCCCAACACCAGAUGAUUCUGAGAGAAUUGGACUUGAUGAGGAUAGACGUGCAAGCAGAUCCAGCCAGUCUUCUAAAGAAGAAAUGAACUCUGAAGAAUAUGGUUCGGACCAUGAGACUGGCAGCAGUGCUUCCUCUGAUGAGCAGGGCAACAACACGGAGAAUGAGGAGGAAGGAGUGGAAGAAGAUGUGGAGGAAGAUGAAGAGGUAGAAGAAGAUGCUGAGGAAGAUGAAGUAGAUGAAGAUGUAGAGGAGGAGGAGGAGGAGGAGGAGGAAGAAGAAGAGGAAGAAGAAUAUGAACAGGAUGAGAGAGACCAGAAGGAAGAAGGAAAUGAUUAUGACACGCGAAGUGAGGCUAGUGACUCAGAUUCUGAAUCCGUUUCCUUCACAGAUGGAUCUGUCAGAUCGGGUUCAGGCACAGAUGGAUCAGAUGAGAAAAAGAAGGAAAGGAAGAGAGCUAGAGGCAUAUCUCCAAUUGUUUUUGAUAGAAGUGGGAGCUCUGCAUCUGAAUCAUAUGCAGGUUCAGAAAAGAAGCAUGAGAAAUUAUCAUCUUCCGUUCGUGCUGUCCGAAAAGAUCAAACAAGUAAACUCAAAUAUGUCCUUCAGGAUGCAAGAUUUUUCCUCAUAAAGAGUAACAACCAUGAGAAUGUGUCUCUUGCCAAAGCUAAGGGUGUAUGGUCCACACUACCUGUAAAUGAGAAGAAAUUAAAUGUUGCAUUCAGAUCUGCGAGGAGUGUUAUCUUGAUAUUUUCUGUAAGAGAAAGUGGAAAAUUUCAGGGGUUUGCAAGACUUUCUUCAGAAUCACAUCAUGGAGGAUCCCCUAUACACUGGGUGCUUCCAGCAGGGAUGAAUGCUAAAAUGUUGGGAGGUGUCUUUAAAAUUGACUGGAUUUGCAGGCGUGAAUUACCCUUUACUAAGUCGGCUCAUCUCACCAAUCCUUGGAAUGAACACAAGCCAGUAAAGAUUGGACGUGAUGGACAGGAAAUUGAACUUGAAUGUGGAACCCAGCUUUGUCUUCUAUUUCCUCCUGAUGAAAGUAUUGACUUGUAUCAGGUCAUUCAUAAAAUGCGUCAUAAGAGAAGAAUGCAUUCUCAGCCCCGAUCAAGAGGACGUCCAUCCCGUCGAGAACCAGUCCGGGAUGUGGGAAGGCGUCGUCCAGAAGAUUAUGAUAUUCAUAACAGCAGAAAGAAACCAAGGAUUGACUAUCCCUCUGAGUUUCACCAGAGACCAGGGUAUUUAAAGGAUCCAAGAUACCAGGAAGUAGACAGACGAUUUUCAGGAGUUCGCCGAGAUGUGUUUUUAAAUGGGUCCUACAAUGAUUAUGUGAGGGAAUUUCAUAACAUGGGACCACCACCACCUUGGCAAGGAAUGCCCCCUUAUCCAGGAAUGGAACAACCACCACAUCAUCCAUAUUACCAACAUCAUGCUCCACCUCCUCAAGCCCAUCCUCCUUACUCAGGACAUCAUCCAGUACCACAUGAAGCAAGAUACAGAGACAAACGAGUAGUAAGUAUAUGA